AAGAAGGAAAAGCGGUCGGAGGGAACUGGACGGGCGGGAUGAUGACCCCAGGGUGAGACUACUUACUGUACGAGGUUGUCCAUGUGGUGGAUUCGGUAUGAUGGGUUUUUCCCAUGGUAUACUGUGCAAGGCCGUCUUUAGGAAUGAGGCACCGGAGCUGUUUGUCUACUUCUCUCGGUUCUCAUCAAGGGUGUCGGGUGCAUUGCUGGCGUUCAUGGGUGGAUGUAUGUGCUUCUAUUUUUUCUCUUCCUACCUUGUUUUUUGGUACACUAUUCUUGUGGGAAAUGGCUAUGUCGAACAUAAGGAUGGGAGAGGAUGGUUUGGUGGGAGGUGCUGGUGUCAGUUAUUCUGGAAUGGGUGUGCUAGGAAGCUGGAUCUCCUUCAUAGCGGUGGAUAGGGAGGGGUAUGUAGGGUUUGGGUAGGGAUAUGGAUAGGACUUUUCAUGUCUUUAUUGCAGGGCGGGGGAUAGUGUGGUAUGGAGUACGGACAAUGAAUGGAUAGUGUUCUAU
Westerdykella ornata is the source of this 509-nucleotide messenger RNA. RefSeq lists its product as uncharacterized. The record is from RefSeq and is a predicted model, not a curated record. Lineage: Eukaryota; Fungi; Ascomycota; Dothideomycetes; Pleosporales; Sporormiaceae. Bases 114 to 422 code for a protein of 102 amino acids. The transcript has a single exon.